Chrysoperla carnea is the source of this 1662-nucleotide messenger RNA. Its product is annotated as proton-coupled folate transporter-like. The coding region runs from base 83 to 1660 and encodes 525 amino acids. The transcript is spliced from 6 exons. Lineage: Eukaryota; Metazoa; Arthropoda; Insecta; Neuroptera; Chrysopidae. Gene Ontology annotation, biological process: transmembrane transport. The record is from RefSeq and is a predicted model, not a curated record. Gene Ontology annotation, cellular component: membrane. Gene Ontology annotation, molecular function: transmembrane transporter activity.
CGAAAUAAAACAAUAUGUGAAUUGUUAAAAAAAAAUUAGUGUUUUUUGUAUUUAAAUUAUAUUAUUAAUUAAUUUUAUCAAAAUGCCGUUAAAAGAACCAAUAAUGAAAGCAACAAUUGCUGCACACUCAUCAUUCAGUUCCACAGAAUCAUCAUUAUCAAAGCCUGAACAUUUAGCGGAAACAGAAAUCAUGAAUACAAAUAGUUUUGCAAAAUUAAAAUUUGGUGAAAAAGUUGUGUUUUUACGUAAUUAUAUAACUGUUGAGCCAAUGUUAGCGUGUUAUAUAAUGCCGAGUGUGUUAUCUGGAUUAGCUGUACAAAAUAUGAAUUUACAAAAAGCGUGUCGAGUUAAUUUAGGAUAUAGCGAUGAAAUUUGUUCAGCGUUGGUGGAAAGGAAGACUACAAAUUUUUCACAAGAGGAAAUUGAAGUACAAACAUUAGUAGCAGGCAUGACUGUAUGGAAAACAGCAUUACAAAGCUCUAUACCUGCAUUUUUAAUAAUGUUUUUGGGUGCGUGGAGUGAUCGACGUGGUCGUCGAAAACCGUGUAUGCUUUUACCAAUAAUUGGUGAAUUUUUAACAACAAUGGGACUUAUUCUUUGUACAUAUUAUUUUAUGGAAUGGCCAAUGGAAGUUGCCGGUGUUAUAGAAGCAAUAUUUCCAGCAUUAACUGGCGGUUGGAUGACAAUGUUUAUGGCAAUCUUCAGUUAUAUCGCCGAUAUUACUACGGUUGAAAUGCGAACAUUUCGUAUCGGUGUUGUUAAUAUUUUCGUAUCGCUUGGAAUUCCCAUUGGAACAGCAUUAAGUGGUGUACUUUAUAAGCAAAUUGGAUUUUAUGGAAUCUUCUCUAUAUCGGCAAUGUUUUAUUUAGCGGGAUUCUUUUAUGGAGUUGUAUACAUACAAGAGGCAAAUAGUAAAAUUGAUGAGGAUACACCAGGAGGUUGUCAAGAUUUUUUUAACCCUCGGCAUGUGUUAGAGACCUUUCGAAUUAUUACUCGAAAACGUGAUGGGAAUACUCGAACGUUAAUUGUCUUAUUAAUGUUAGUAUUUAGUGUCAUUGUUGGUCCUUUAUAUGGUGAAACUGCAGUUAUGUACUUGUAUGGUCGAUAUCGUUUUAAUUGGGAUGAAGUUGAUUUUAGCAUGUUUGCGACUUACUGUGUUGUUAUAAAUCUCGUUGGUACACUAAUAUCGAUAACAGUGUUCAGUCGUUGGUUAAAAUUAGAUGAUACAAUUAUUGGAAUUAUGGCGUGUUUGAGCAAAGUUGCUGCUAGUUUUAUAUACGCUUUUAGUAAGACUCCAACAUUAUUUUAUAUCGCUCCUUUAGUGGAUAUAAUCAGCGGAACGGGUGUCAUUGCCAUGCGAUCAAUUACAACGAAAAUUGUUGCUUCGAACGAACAAGGAAAAAUUCAUUCUUUAUUUGGAGUAUGUGAAGCUAUUGUUCCACUUAUUUACAGUCCAAUGUACAGUGUUUUAUAUGUGAAUACACUUAAAACUUUACCGGGUGCUUUCUUUUUAUUGGGUGCAGCUAUGACAUUACCUGCAGUUGGUAUAUUUGCGUGGAUGUAUAUUUUACAAAAACGAGACCGAAUAAACAGUGAAAAUCCAGUAAAAGGUCCAGACAUAUUUAAGUAUACAAUACCAGUUAAUGAAAUUGUCCCCUAAUU